Molecule: messenger RNA, 1457 nt
Organism: Aspergillus aculeatinus CBS 121060
Lineage: Eukaryota; Fungi; Ascomycota; Eurotiomycetes; Eurotiales; Aspergillaceae
Exons: 2
Coding region: 60-1457 (465 amino acids)
Source: RefSeq, a predicted model, not a curated record
GUCUCAGUCUUUCCUUUACAAACAUCUUGAACCAUAAACAACCAUCAUCUGGCGCCAAGAUGGUAGUUGAUGCGGGCGAUAAUGAAUUGCUGUUCCAGAAUCUUCUUGGAUCCGCUGUGAACAUUCUGGAGCGCCCGAAUAUUUUCGACAUCGACGAUGUCCUCAAGCACCGAAAGUAUCACGUCAUUCUCGACCUGGCUGCCACGACCAAGAAAGUCUCCGUGCCCGGUAUCGAAGAGAAAGUCUCGAUCCGAGACAAUGUCGAGCUCGUGAGCAAUGGCAACGGGACCAGGAUCAACGACGUGGAGGUUCAAACGGGAAGUGAGCUGGUCGACUCGCUCAAGGCCGACGCCAGCGCCAAGGGAAAGUAUGCGGCCAUGUCGGUGGAGGUGGGUGGGGGCUACAGCUAUGAGACGACCCUCGACAAGAGUUCGAUGUAUGCCUUGAUGUCGAUCGAGCAAUCGCAGUUCUACACCUAUCUGCACAUUGCAAGAGGGAAAGAGCUGGCCAGCCUGAACGCAGACUUCCUGGCAGCAGUCGACGAGCUACCGGACUUUGCGGAGAACGACGAGACCGCCAUGCAGAAGUACCGAGUAUUCUUCAAUACCUAUGGCACGCACGUCAUCCGUCGAUGCCAGUACGGCUGCCGCUUCAGCUUGGAGGUUCAGACACGCAACGCAGCCUUCAAGAGCAAGGAGGAGUACCGGGCCAACGUGAAUGCCGAAUUCGGGGAGAACUUUGGCGCCAGCGCCAGUUUCGAGAAGACAUCGACCUUCAGCGAAUACCAAAAGGAACGGAGAACCGCAUCCAGCGUGACGGGUGGGGACCGGGGAAGCUCCUUGAUUCUCCAACGGCAACCCGGCGAUAAGCAGCUGUUUGAGGAAUGGGCCAAGUCAAUCAACGAGGUAAAAAGCUCCGCCGUGACUGGCGUUGAGGUCGAAGCGUUGGGGACGCUACUUAGUCGUUCUGGCGUACCCCGGGGGGACGACUUGACCAAGGCGCUCAAAUGUCUCACACUGGGGCCCGAGUCGGAGCCCAUCACAGUCCAUGGCAUCCUGUACUCCGAAUCUCCGAAAAUCAGCAACUAUCUCACAUUUCAAUGCUGGGGCGAUGGUUUCAGCGACUUUGAGUUAACAGCCCUGGGUGGGGGCCAGGUUAAGGACUCGGAGGACUCGGACUCUCCUGCCAAGUGUCUGUUUGGACAACCGUCACUCGCAGCAGUCGCAUCUGGAAUCACUGCUUAUGGGCCAAGAAACUUUGCUGCACUUGUGAAAAUAUCAGGUGUAACAGGAAAACAGUUUUCAGCGGGAAUUUACAUGCCAUCCGGUGAAGGUGGAAUUCGCCUGACGCUGUAUCCCCCGAACGGGCCGAUCGAGAUCCUGUUCGACAAGUCCCAAAACUGGAAUUCGUGCACAAUCCCAAGCCUGAUUGCCUCGGGGAAAUAUACGUCUGACUAA